AUGAUGAAUUUAGAAGGUAAUUUCCAAUUCCUCUGCCCUAUUUGUGAAAUGCCAUACCCCUCUCAAGCUGAUGUAAUGACCCACAUGAAAUUCCACGGAGGCCAAGAAUACCUCUGUGUUGUCUGUGACAGAUAUUUUGAAGGCAAACAUGAGCUUUCUCAUCAUUUGAGAAUCCACCCUGCCUGUUUUUAUUGCAAAACAAAAGUAUUUGACCAUAACGAAUAUGCAAAGCAUACCCUAGAGCACCACCUUGACCUUAUAAUGCAAGACGGAAGAGUAUGCUUUGAUACCAAUUAUACAGGGAAAAAAAAGACUAGGUGUAGGAUCUGUGCAAGAGUUUUUCCUCAUAGGCUUUAUGCUUUGCUUCAUGCCAGAUUUGCUCAUAUGCUGGCAGCCAGACUAAUUUAA
Messenger RNA from Blepharisma stoltei, 408 nucleotides. Lineage: Eukaryota; Ciliophora; Heterotrichea; Heterotrichida; Blepharismidae. The record is from the annotation of a GenBank genome assembly.